UUCCCUCUCUCCCACGGGGUUCUCUUUGCCCGUCAGCGGCCAAAGACAGAUCCAACUAGGGUCUGAGGUUCGUCUCCUUAUCACAUUUCCAAACAGGGCCGACUAUCUGCUUUGGAGAAGAGAUGGACUUUUUUUAAAAGGAAAAAUGCGGAAGCAGACGAUUGAAGGGAUACACUGUGCUCAGCUAAUUUUCGCGCGCUUUGUCGCGGGUAGUUGUGGGUAGUGCGCCAGGGAGGGAGAAAGGAACCGCGGCUGCGGAGCGCCUCCCGAGGGCAUGUUCGAGGACGCGCCCCACGCAGAGGGGGCGGCGGUGGUCGCCGCGGCCGGGGAGGCACUGCAGGCCUUGUGCCAGGAGCUGAACCUCGACGAGGAGAGCGCAGCCGAAGCCCUGGAUGAUUUCACCGCUAUCCGGGGCAACUACAGCCUAGAGGGAGAAGUUAUACACUGGUUGGCAUGUUCAUUAUAUGUUGCAUGCCGCAAAAGCAUUAUUCCUACAGUUGGAAGGGGUAUCAUGGAAGGAAACUGUGUGUCACUCACCAGAAUACUACGUUCAGCUAAAUUAAGUUUAAUACAGUUUUUUAGUAAAAUGAAGAAGUGGAUGGACAUGUUAAAUCUGCCGCAAGAAUUUCGUGAACGUAUAGAAAGGCUAGAGAGAAAUUUUGAAGUAUCUACUGUAAUUUUUAAAAAAUUUGAGCCAAUUUUUUUAGAUAUAUUUCAAAAUCCAUUUGAAGAGCUACCAAAAUUACCAAGAAGUAGGAAACAGAGGAGGAUUCCUUGCAGUGUUAAGGAUCUCUUUAAUUUCUGUUGGACACUGUUUGUUUACACUAAGGGUAAUUUUCGUAUGAUUGGGGAUGAUUUAGUAAACUCUUAUCAUUUACUUCUGUGCUGCUUGGAUCUUGUUUUUGCUAAUGCCAUAAUGUGCCCAAAUAGACAAGACUUGCUGAAUCCAUCAUUUAAAGGUUUGCCAUCUGAUUUCCAUACUGCUGACUUUAGGGCUUCUGAAGAGCCUCCCUGCAUCAUUGCUAUACUGUGUGAACUGCAUGAUGGACUUCUAAUAGAAGCAAAAGGGAUAAAGGAGCACUACUUUAAACCAUAUAUUGCAAAACUUUUUGAUAGGAAGGUUUUAAAAGGAGAAUGCCUCCUUGACCUCUCCAGUUUUACUGAUAAUAGCAAAGCAGUGAACAAGGAGUAUGAAGAAUAUGUUCUAACUGUUGGUGACUUUGAUGAGAGGAUCUUUUUGGGAGCAGAUGCAGAAGAGGAAAUUGGAACGCCACGAAAAUUCACUGGUGACACCCCAUUAGGAAAACUGACAGCGCAAACUAAUGUGGAGUGUAACCUUCAACAGCAUUUCGAAAAAAAAAGAUCAUUUGCACCUUCUACCCCACUGACAGGAAGAGGAUAUUUACGAGAAAAAGAAACAGUCAUUACUCCUGUUGCUUCAGCCACCCAAAGUGUGAGCCGUUUACAGACUAUUGUGGCUGGACUGAAAAAUGCACCAAGUAAACAACUUACAAAUAUUUUUGAAUCUUGUAUGCGGAAUCCUAUGGAAAACAUUAUGAAAAUAGUGAAAGGAAUUGGAGAGACUUUCUGCCAACGCUAUACUCAAUCAACAGAUGAGCAGCCUGGAUCUCACAUAGACUUUGCUAUAAACAGAUUAAAAUUGGCAGAAAUUUUGUAUUAUAAAAUACUAGAGACUGUAAUGGCUCAGGAAGCACGAAGACUUCAUGGAAUGGACAUGUCAGUUCUUUUAGAGCAAGAUAUAUUUCAUCGUUCUUUGAUGGCUUGUUGUUUAGAAAUUGUGCUUUUUGCCUAUAGUUCACCACGUACUUUUCCUUGGAUUAUUGAAAUUCUCAACUUACAGCCAUUUUAUUUUUAUAAGGUUAUUGAGGUGGUGAUUCGCUCAGAGGAGGGACUCUCCAGGGACAUGGUGAAACACCUGAACAGCAUUGAAGAACAGAUUUUAGAGAGUUUAGCAUGGAGUCACAAUUCUGCUCUGUGGGAAGCUCUCUUGGCUUCUGGAAACAAAAUCCCUACCUGUGAAGAAGUUAUAUUUCCAAAUAACUUUGAAACAGGAAAUGGAGGAAAUGUACAGGGACAUCUUCCCAUGAUGCCAAUGUCUCCUAUAAUCCAUCCAAGAGUCAAGGAAGUUCGGACAGACAGUGGGGGUCUUCGAAGGGAUAUACAACCACUGUCUCCAAUUUCUGUCCAUGAACGCUACAGUUCUCCAACUGCUGGGAGUGCUAAGAGAAGACUUUUUGGAGAGGAUCCCCCAAAAGAAAUGCUUAUGGACAAGAUUAUAACAGAAGGGACAAAAUUGAAAAUUGCUCCUUCAAGCAUCAUUGUUGAAAAUAUAUCAGUUUCACCUGGGCAAAUUCUAACAAUGUCCACAGCCACAGUAGCAGGGACAACGGGACACAAAGUUACAGUUCCAUUGCAUGGUGUUGCAAAUGAUUCAGGGGAGAUCACACUGAUUCCUAUUUCCAUGAAUACAAGUCAAGAGCCCAAAAUUGAGAGUCCUGUGUCACUCACUGCACAGUCAUUAACUAGUGCUUCUCCAAAACAAACCUAUUUGAUUAAAACACAAGAGAUUCAUCUGACUGGAAUAAACAAACCAAAGAGAACUGGGUCUUUAGCACUAUUUUACAGAAAGGUCUAUCAUUUGGCAAGUGUACGCUUACGUGAUUUAUGUUUAAAACUGGAUGUUUCGAAUGAAUUACGAAGGAAGAUAUGGACAUGUUUUGAAUUCACUUUAGUUCACUGCCCUGAUUUAAUGAAAGACAGGCAUUUGGAUCAGCUCCUCCUUUGUGCCUUUUACAUCAUGGCAAAGGUAACAAAAGAAGAAAGAACUUUUCAAGAAAUAAUGAAAAGUUAUAGGAAUCAGCCCCAAGCUAAUAGUCACGUAUAUAGAAGCGUUCUGUUGAAAAGUAUUCCAAGAGAAAUUGUGACAUAUAAUAAUGAUAUAAGUGAUGAUUUUGAAAUGACAGAUGGUGACUUGGAAGAGGCCACAAAAACAACUGACUGUUCUAGUGGACCAGUGAAAGAAGAAAGAGGCGACCUUAUCAAAUUUUACAAUACAAUAUAUGUAGGAAGAGUGAAGUCAUUUGCAUUAAAAUAUGACUUAUCAAAUCAGGACCAUGUGGUGGAUGCUCCACCACUAUCUCCUUUUCCACAUAUUAAGCAACAGCCAGGCUCACCGCGCCGCAUUUCCCAGCAGCACUCCAUUUAUGUUUCCCCACACAAGAAUGGAUCGGGCCUUACACCGAGGAGUGCUCUACUGUACAAGUUCAACGGCAGCCCUUCUAAGAGUUUGAAAGAUAUCAAUAACAUGAUAAGGCAAGGUGAUCAGCGAACCAAGAAGCGUGCAAUAGCCAUCAGCGGAGAUGCAGAAUCACCUGCCAAACGCCUCUGCCAAGAAAAUGAUGAUGUUUUGCUUAAACGACUACAGGAUGUUGUCAGUGAAAGAGCAAACCAUUAACAUUAUUCCUGUUUCUGAUAAAAGCACUUUCAGGUUCUGUAAAAAGUUGGGGCUCUGUCCUUUAAACCUUUCUGCUCCAUAGAUGGUAAAUAUCACUGGGUUAUAUGAACAAUUGCACCAGAAUUAAGGGUUUUGGUUUUUUUUUUUGCAUUUGUUCAAAAUGUAGUUGGCAAGUGUAUUUUGAGUUGGAUUAGAAAGGAAUUUUUAAGUGCCUUUAUAAAUUCUAAUAGUGAUAGGAUUUUUAAGUGUUUGUUCCUUGGGUUUUUAAAAUGAAUUAAGAAUAAACAUCAUUUUUCAGCUCUCUGUUAAAAAUAAAUCUUUCCUUCUAUGCUUUGUAAUAUGAAGGUAAAUAAUCUAAUUUUAGUAAGUAUGGUUGAAGGUAUUUGUAUUUUCAAUUUGAUAUUGAAGUUAGGGGUUAGUUCCUGUAGUACAUGGGCCAAGGGUGAUGCACCAGUCUAUGCCUGGUCCGCUGUGGUAACUCCGCAUCCAGGUGCCACUACCAUUUUGGGUUGUUUGGAUCCCUUGUGCUCUUCCUCUCCUUGAGCAUGAUAAGUAUCUUUGUACCUGAGCCCUGCACUGCCCUGCUCCUUGCUCUCCAGUCCUGAGCCUCUUAGCCUCGUAUUAUAACCAGUGAAAGAGUACUUACUCCUUUUCUAAGCUACUGUCGUUUUUUUUUUUCAUGAUAUUAACUUAAUUAUAUAUGAUUGUUAUAUUAAACCAGGCAGUUCUCAGAAUAGGAAGCUGCUUCUCAAGCCAGUAGAACAAAAUUCAGCACUCGGGAGGAUGAGGCAAGAGAAUCACAUUGAGUUCGAGAGCAGCCUGAACUACAUAGUGAGACCCUGUCUCAAGAAAAGAAAAAAACUAAAUGUCCUUAGUAAGGUAGCACCAUAGUAGUGUGUGAUAUACCACUUUUUAGGUUAUCAUGAAAUCAGUCAUUCUUACUAAUUCCCUGAGAAUAUUUGAAACCUUUUUCAAAACUACAUUAAAAUAGGUGUAACAGCUUCUUAUUACUUCCUCUCUUUGUUCUGAGUAUUAUUAGUGUGUCAUGAGUUUCCCAUUGAAGUUUGACCACCGGGUCACCCUCAAGAUGUUUUCCGGUGUAGCUUUCCAAAGAAUCAUCUCUUCAUCAUUCACUUUUUCUAGUGUUUUUCCAAAAUCUGGAAGGACAUGGAUAAGCCAUUCUUUUUUUUUUUUUAAGCCAUUCUUAAUUAAUUUUGAAAUGUCAUCAGUAUAUACUUUUUAACUGUGACCUUUUUUUUUUGGUACCAGGGAUUGAACUUGGGUCCUUGCGCUUGCGCAGCAGGCGGCGAAACCACUGAGCUAAAUCCCUGGCCCUGUAAACCUUAUUUUUUUAAAUGCAUAAUGUUGCCAGGCAAGGUGGUGCGUGCCUGUAAUCCCAGCACCCAAGAGGCUGAGUCAGGAGAAUCAAGAGUUUGAGGACAGCCUGUACUACAGAUUGAGAACCUGUCUGCAGCACAUGCACACACCACAAGCAUAAUGUUGGGGCUGAGAGUAUAGCUUAGUAAAUAGAGUGCUCAUCUAGCAUUCUCUAGGCCAUGGGUUCUAGCCCCAACAGUGCCAAAAAAAAAAAAAAAGUAUAAUGUUUACCUAAUUGGAAUUAUUCCAAGACUUGGCUGUCAAUUGUGAUUAGUAUUAUCAAGUUUUUAUUUUUAAGUUUUAAAAAGAAAAGGGAUUUUGGUCACAUUUUUCUGAAAAUUACAUCCUUAUUUUUUGUGUAGUAUCUACACAUAAUGUUGUAAGCCAAAUAACAAAGUCUGUCUUGAAUCUUUGUACAUAUUUUUAUGUAGCUAUAACUAUUGUAUCAUCUUAUUUUCACUAUUAAUGUUCAAAAUAUAAAUGAGUAUUUGUAUGUUCACUAUGUAAGAGAUUCUUGAUGUUUUUAAUAAUUUUUACGACUUGGUAUUGGUGUACAUAAAAUAGUUAAUAAAAAUUGGAUUAUUGAA
This is a messenger RNA of Heterocephalus glaber (naked mole-rat), 5439 nucleotides long. RefSeq names its product RB transcriptional corepressor like 1 (gene Rbl1). NCBI's taxonomy places the organism in Eukaryota, Metazoa, Chordata, Mammalia, Rodentia, Bathyergidae. The record is from RefSeq and is a predicted model, not a curated record. Gene Ontology annotation, biological process: negative regulation of G1/S transition of mitotic cell cycle; regulation of transcription by RNA polymerase II; cell differentiation. Gene Ontology annotation, cellular component: transcription regulator complex; nucleus; chromatin. Gene Ontology annotation, molecular function: RNA polymerase II transcription regulatory region sequence-specific DNA binding.